AUGCAGCAACGCAUGCGCUUUGAUGAUGUUGCUUGGGCGCAAAGUGAAACUAUCUCAGAUGCCUGGGUGGAAGAGCUUUUCGAAGAAGAUACUCUGAGAGUGAUUGGCAAUUUUAUUAUCGAGCAUCGAAAGGGAGUCCCACUUGAAUUAUGUCAACCUCUAGCAGGGGCAUUCAAUGUAUCCUUUCGGAUGAAAUUUGAGGAUGGUGGCUCAGCACUGAUUCGAUUCCCCAAACCUGGAGCCACCAUGUUCCCUGAGGAAAAGGUCGUUGGUGUCAUUGACUGGGAGUUCACAUACGCAGCACCGGUUGAGUUUUCUCACGCACCUCCAUGGUGGUUGCUUCUUGAACAGCCCGAGUACUGGCCAGAUGGGAUAGAGGCUUGGACAAAGGCAUUUGAAACUCGUCUAGACACAUUCCUUGAAGUUCUUACCGAACGUGAGGAAACAGCUCUGCAACAGGGCAGGUUAAGAGGGGAACAGAGACUCUCUGGUCCCAUGAAACAGAGCUGGGUAAAUGGCGACUUUUGGGUCACAAACGCAGCGAGGAAAAAUUUCGCAUUCGAUACGACCUUCUGA
Messenger RNA from Aspergillus bombycis, 576 nucleotides. RefSeq lists its product as uncharacterized. The record is from RefSeq and is a predicted model, not a curated record. The transcript is spliced from 2 exons. Lineage: Eukaryota; Fungi; Ascomycota; Eurotiomycetes; Eurotiales; Aspergillaceae. The coding region runs from base 1 to 576 and encodes 191 amino acids.